AUGCCUCGACCGGCCAGGCGCAAGCAAGCAGUGCCUUCCGUUGCUCAGUCCAUUUCCAACUUUACCCGUGUAUCAAAAGUACAAAUCCCCAAUGAUACUGCCAAGAAAAUCACCGAAACUCGAUCUACACCAGUUACCAGGAAGCGAAAGGCGGCCGAAGAUGAAGCAGAUGCGCACCCCAGAACUAAGGCCCGAACUACAUCGUUCGCUCCGAGUAGUGAAGAUGAGCUUGUUACUCCUGUCAAACGCUCUCUUCGACGCCAAGAGUCCGUCAUCAGCCCCGCCACGAAGGAUUUGCCUGCUGGGAAAGGGAAGAGAACAGCCAAAACGACCCCUUCAAGGGCCAAGGCUGCUCAUAAGCCCGUUGGCUCUACGCCUCUUUCCGAAAGCAACCGACAAGGAAAGACUGUGCAAACCAAGCUUGAUGGUGUGUUCAAAAAGCUAGGCAAGCCCGCUGCAGACAAGGAUGCUUUGCCUCCUCAUCUUAGCGAAAUGGUCGACAUUCACAAAGCAUUCGUCAAGACUAUUAUGAUUCAACUUGCUCACAACGGAAAUAACUCACCUAUCGAUUUGCGUACACUCACUCCGCAUGUCUCACAGUCCUGGGGGAAACGCCAAGUUUCCAUAGAAGACAUUCGACGAUGCAUCGCCGUCCAAAGCUCAGCCAAGCACAACGUACACUCCCCUUUCAUGAUUGCGGACUAUGGCCGCGGGAAGAUUUGUGUUGAGCGUUCUUCUGCUGAUAUGGCACCUAUCCACGAACAGCGUCUGCUGAAGCAAUUCGAAAUCAAUCUACGGGCAUUGGCCACCGAACGCUCUGCUGACGACAUGGACGUCGACCUCCCCUUGGGAAACCUCUCGCUGAACGAGCUGCCGCAGGUGGACAUAAAGAACAUGGACAACAGAACUACCGCAAACCCUAUUCUAAACAAAGGACAGCGUGCACUGUCAGUUCUUAAAAACGACAUCGCGAACAAGCAGCAAGAGAAGGAGGCACAACAAAACCUGCCCUCCAACAACAACCCGCUUCUAAACCCGGAUGGUACGAAGAUGAGUCUGCUUGAUCGACUUCGAGCAAAGCAACUGGCCAAGGCCAACGGACCGCUGCCCCCUUCAGGUCCUGAGAUUCAACGCCGCGCAGCCCUCAACCGUGUCGCCGACAUUGCAGCAACCAUCUCUAUGCUGAGCUUGUCCAAUCCAAUGUCUCUGCCACGACAAGCUUUUACCAUGGCAGUGAUCAUGGAGAAGCUCAAAGAUUCUCUCCGUACACCAGUGUCGAAGGAGGAGGGUGCAGAUUGUGUGCGGUUGAUUGCACGUGAAGUUGCCCCUGAGUGGUUACGUGUCGUUACGAUUGGAGGCAGGGAGAACGUGGUUGUUCAGCGCAACAGCCAACCAGUGGAUAGAGUGCUACAAGAUCGUGUACAGAAGCUGCUGGGUUGA
Molecule: messenger RNA, 1440 nt
Organism: Fusarium sp. VM40
Lineage: Eukaryota; Fungi; Ascomycota; Sordariomycetes; Hypocreales; Nectriaceae
Source: the annotation of a GenBank genome assembly